AUGGGGAGUGACAAUAUUUCGCCUGCAAGCCAAAUCGAUUAUGAUACCAGCACACGCGUUCAGAUCGAGCAGAUGUGGAAGAGCUCUCCCGCGCUUGAGAUGGCGUCCGUGAGCGACUGCGACCUCUUCGUGGCCCAACUGAUGAUUGAAGUGCGCAAUGAAACCAACUCGGCGGCAACCAUAUCGGCCUGCGGGUGCGAUGGUUUGAAUGGCUGCGUCACGGCUGCCAGGUUGGAGCUGCUGGUUGAUGUGGACACCACUGUCGGGUUGAGGUCCUCAAUUUCGUCGGCGGCAACUGCCAAUUCCUCGAGAUUGGAUGCUUUAAAUACCUGCAGCAAACGUCGCGUGGUUGGCGGCAAUAAGUCGAGCCAUUUUACACGAAGGACAUCAUUUGAAGCGCGAUCUCCGGCUAAAAGCUGCAUUUGCCGUAGUAGCUGUGAGGGCUUGCGGUCGCCCAGCUCGAGACCUGUAAGAGCUUUGUGCAAUUGCCUAUCAGCGGAGUCCAUCAAGCGUGCAAGUAUCGCGGUUUUAAGGGCGGUAUAUUUGUCUGCAGUCGGGGGCGAACGCAAAAUGUCUGCAACUUCGACUACCGUAUUGGGAUCAAGGUUCGCCACAGCUAGAUUGUAUUUUGUAGAGUCUGUUGUGAUACGGUGUACAGCGAAGACGGCUUCGACUUGUACAAACCAAAGUUCAGGAUUCGCGCGCCAGAACGGUGGCAAUUUACAACGAUCCACGGAAACAGCGGUUGGCACAUUUUCAGUAGCCGCGGGAGGUUGACCGGGAAGAUUAUCGUUUGGCAUAUUAGGUCGUUAUUUAAAAUUAUCUUUAAACGACGAAUCGACAAGAUGGCGUGUCUUUAUCAGAAUACCGCAGACAAUUGCGCGAAGGCGA
Molecule: messenger RNA, 891 nt
Organism: Photinus pyralis (common eastern firefly)
Lineage: Eukaryota; Metazoa; Arthropoda; Insecta; Coleoptera; Lampyridae
Exons: 2
Coding region: 1-777 (258 amino acids)
Source: RefSeq, a predicted model, not a curated record